GCGGCAUCGGUCCGCGGCAAGACAAACGUGUUGAUGAUUGGCCCUUGAUGCAGUCUCCAUUUCCAACACUGACUAUAAGCACUAUUUAUCUCCUCACUGUCUGGCUGGGCCCCAAAUGGAUGAAGACAAGAGAGCCCUUCCAGUUACGCUUCCUGUUGGUUGUUUACAACUUUGGAAUGGUUCUGCUCAACUUCUUCAUUUUCAAAGAGUUGUUCUUGUCAUCAAGAGCUCGAGGGUACAGCUAUGUCUGCCAGACUGUGGAUUAUUCAGAUAAUGUUUAUGAAGUUAGGAUAGCUGCUGCUUUAUGGUGGUAUUAUGUUUCUAAAGGAAUUGAGUAUUUGGAUACAGUAUUCUUCAUCCUGAGGAAGAAAUUUAACCAAAUUAGUUUCCUUCAUGUCUAUCACCAUUUCACCAUGUUCACCUUGUGGUGGAUUGGUAUCAAGUGGGUUGCAGGUGGACAAGCUUUUUUCGGAGCUCAAAUGAAUGCAUUUAUACAUGUCAUUAUGUACAUGUAUUAUGGAUUAGCAGCUUGCGGCCCUAAAUUUCAGAAAUACCUGUGGUGGAAACGAUAUUUGACCAUAUUGCAAUUGGUGCAGUUCCAUGUGACUAUUGGCCACACAGCCUUGUCUAUUUAUAUUGAUUGUCCUUUCCCUAAAUGGAUGCACUGGGGUGUCAUUUUCUAUGCUGUCACCUUCAUUUUCCUGUUUGGUAACUUCUACUAUCGGACAUAUAAGCUGCCCAAGGAACCUGUAAAGAAUGGCAAAAUAGCAAAUGGUGCUGUCGCAAAUGGAGUAAGCAAACCAGAAAAUAAUGCGGUGGUGGAAAAUGGAAAAAAGCAGAAAAAGGGAAAAGCAAAAGGAGAGUAACUUGAUCCAGGCCUUAACCAUUGUUGGCAGUGAGGAACCUCCAGUUUGGUUUAUAAAAGGAAGAAAAAAAACACUAUCUGUACCAAUUAACCUUAGGUUACUGAAGAGCUAGAACACAGAUAUUUUCAUUAUUUAUGAAGAUUGUUUUAAGAACAACACUAAAGUUGAAUUUCUAUUGUAAUUAUGUAAUUAUCAUGCAUAUGGUCUCUGUGUAAACUUGUAGACUGCUGGUGUUGGUGAAUGUAAGGAAGAAUUGCAGUUGAUUCCAUGUUUAGCAGUCCAAAAGUUAAUGCUACCAUUGAUACAGGCACCCACAUUUCUUGGGGGGGGGGGUGAGGGGAAGGGGAAGGAAGUAGCAUUUGAAUACUUGUGCUUUCUUUCCAGAAAAUUAUUAAAUUUCAAAUUAUGACGUAUUAUCUAAUCAGAAUGCGCAACUUUUCUUGUCCUCCUUGGAGAGUACCUUCACAAAAUAUGUGCUGUCAGAACAGUGUUUGACUUUUCAGACAUUACUUGAUUUAAUUGAGUAUCUGUUACAGUUUGGUUUUUGUUUUAUUAUUUUUUCUUGUGUGGAAAUAUACCUACCUCUUCAUCUGCUGAAAAGAAUAUUGAGCAUUAAAUAACUGGUUUCUGAAAUAUGGACUCCUCUAAUCUAAAUAUCUAUUAAUACUAAUUCAGGAGAACGUGUGUUUCCUUGUGGGAGUAAAAGGGAUUUUUGGUGAUAUCCUUUGAUCAAGUCAUCAUUUUAAUGUCAGCUGAAAUUUUGGAGUGGUACUUUUAGUAGAGUCAAGUCAAGAAUACAUUUUAACAAUGUAUAAAUAUGAAUGAAUAUAUUGGUUGAAGCAAGCAGUAAAAAAUAGGCUUGCUGCUUGUUGUCCGUGACCUGCAUUAAAUCUGUGGUACUGACUGAUACUCAAAAUGGUAAGAUAAUGCUAGGGUGGAGAGAAAACAGCAUCUAAUUCCAUUUCUGAAAUGUUGUGUGCAUGGGUAGUCAUGCUAACUAAAAGACUAACCAUCACUUUCUUGGGAGAGAGAAUUUGGUUUUAAAGUACUAAAUACAGCAAACAUAAAACAUUGAAAAUGUUGCUAUUGCUUGAUACCUGUCAAAACUCUGUUAGACACUUCUAGACAAAGUAUUGCUGAUAGACAGGCCACCAUUUUAAGUCAAAACUGCUAAAAUAAUUAGAAACUUUCAGAUGGAUUUUCAUUUACAUGUUACAUAAAGGGCUUUUUACCAUUCCUUUUGUGAAGAAAACAGGGAAAGAUUUUUACUCCUUCUGAAUAAUGUGAUUACUAAGAGAUACAUUUUGAGCUGCUUAGCAUGCAAUGAAUAGAAGAUGGGUGGAAUUAGAAACUAUAUCCUGAAUUACUGUGUUCCUUGGCCCUCGCUGCAAGAGCUGCAUUGUUACUGUCCAAAUGCAUUCCCCCCCACCCCAGCUCUGGCCAAAAACAUACCCAGAGGUAGCAACAAACAUACAUCUGGCAAGCGGCACCAUUGGUGCAGAAAGUGUACACGGAACUGAGUGUAAAGUGGGUGACACGUUUAACUGAGUUUUGCGUCUCAGUCAUCCAUUGACUGGUUAUAAUAUGCAAGCAGGUCACAUAUUCUGUGUCUCAGGUUUGUCUUGUCUCAAAAAAAAAAAAAAUAAAUCUAAACUCAGAAAACAGGUCCUAGGAAAAACAGUUUUGGGUAUAGUCUUUUGUAAAUAAACAGUAAUUCCUAAUGCUGGAGUUGGUUCAGCUGGAAGGUGGUUCAUCCCUAAUCACCACCACUGUGGAUUUUUGGGCAGAAUAUAGGAUUGUGAAAAACUGUCUCUGCUGAACUCAAAUGCACGUGACCAUUAAGUUUCUUAUCUGCUGUGUCUUUUGAUUCUUCCAGCCUUUGUAAUGAUGCUUUUUGCAUUUGUAGAACUGCAUAUUUAUGUAGUGUGGCAUGGGGAAGAGGGAUGGUGAUCUACCCUUCCUUCUUGGACAAAUGCCACUACCCUUAACCAAGCCAAAAUGCUGGCUGACUCAGUAAAUUUGGAAUGGCUAAAGGAGUAAAUAACUACAAAGCACAUUUACAGCACACCUGCUACUCCAAGGUAGUGAUUGGUGUGAGUACAGUUACCCUCCUGUAAUUUCAAAGUCAAAUACCCCACUGUGAUUAAAGGGUAGAUUCUUUCUAUUUGCCAUGGGAUUUGGGCAGCUAACUUCUGAAUCUGUGUCAUUCCUUGAAUCGUGUUAAAUUGGUUGUUUGCUCUGUCAUUCAUUCAAUAAGCCAGAUCAGCUAAACUGAUGCUCUUAAUGUGAUCUGGCUCUGCAACAGCAUACUGGGGAGUAUUCCAUGCAGGUUCAAUUGUGUCUUUGCUCCACUUUCUGAGUUAAGAAUUAUGUCUUGCAUGACGUUAAAUAUUUAAAUAAAUGAAAGUCAAAUUUUUUCUCCCCCUCAUCAUGCAUGGAAGUGGAUUAAAGUUGAUUGCCACUUGAACCUUGUUGACAGAGCUAGAGUAGAAGCCUACUGUCAAAUGCUGGGGUAAUUCUAAGAAAACAUGAAAAAGCUCACUGUGAGAAUGCAUGUGUAUGUACACAUCAUGUUGUCUGGCCCUGUGCAUAAAACCAGUUUGAGAGAUUGCCAUUUCAUGGGAAAAAAAGCCCAGUUAUUAAAUUACUGGAACACU
Molecule: messenger RNA, 3523 nt
Organism: Cyanistes caeruleus (blue tit)
Lineage: Eukaryota; Metazoa; Chordata; Aves; Passeriformes; Paridae
Gene: ELOVL4
Product: ELOVL fatty acid elongase 4
Biological process (GO): fatty acid elongation, saturated fatty acid; very long-chain fatty acid biosynthetic process; fatty acid elongation, polyunsaturated fatty acid
Cellular component (GO): endoplasmic reticulum; endoplasmic reticulum membrane
Molecular function (GO): fatty acid elongase activity
Source: RefSeq, a predicted model, not a curated record